This is a messenger RNA of Quercus lobata, 2940 nucleotides long. RefSeq lists its product as uncharacterized. Gene Ontology annotation, molecular function: mRNA binding; protein binding; translation initiation factor activity. The transcript is spliced from 4 exons. The coding region runs from base 1705 to 2940 and encodes 411 amino acids. Lineage: Eukaryota; Viridiplantae; Streptophyta; Magnoliopsida; Fagales; Fagaceae. Gene Ontology annotation, cellular component: eukaryotic translation initiation factor 4F complex. The record is from RefSeq and is a predicted model, not a curated record.
UGCACCCAUCUGUUGGAAGUCUUGAACGACUUAUUCUAUUAAAUUUAAAAGACUGUAAGUGUCUUCAGAACCUUCCGCAUGAGAUCUACUUGAAAUCUCUUAAAAUUUUAAUUCUAUCUGGCUGUUCAAAACUCAAGAAGUUUCCAAAGAUUGGGAGAAACAUGACAAGCAUGUUGGAGCUUUAUUUGGACAGGACCGCCAUAGAAGGACUACCAUCAUCAAUCAAGCAUCUAACCAACUUGACUUUAUUGAAUCUUCAAGACUGUGAAAACCUUUCAAGUUUUCCAAGUGUUAUUUGUAGUUUGAUCUCUCUUGAAAUUCUCAUUUUAUCAGGAUGUAAGGGUCAACCACCACAAGCAAGGUAUUUGAGUGGGCUCAUUCCCACUUUAUCCUCAAUCGGUACCACCCUCACUCUUCUCUACACCUAUCUCACUGAUCGACAACCUGAAGCAGAGCCCAUCAGUCUAGUGUUGCCUUUGUCAUUCUCAGGAUUAAGCUCUUUAGUAUCUCUAGAUCUAAGUGGCUGUAAUCUGUUGGACGGAGCUCUCCCUGAUGAUCUUAGCUACUUGUUCUCACUAACAUCUCUGAACUUGAGGAACAAUAAUUUUACAUGCUUACCUUGUAGCAUUUCUCAGCUUUUAAAUCUCAAACUUCUUUUCUUGGAUCAUUGUAGCAAGCUUCAAUCAUUGCCAUAUCUUCCAUUAAGUACACAAUUUGUUUCAGCACAAGGAUGUACUUCACUUGAAAAUUAUUCAAAUCAAGUUAUUGUUUGGACUUCGGGUGCAGCAAGAUUCACUUUUAUUAAUUGCAAUGGCUUGGCUGAUGAUGAAGGCAAAAUUGCUGAUGUUCCUUUGCCAAAUAUACACUUUCAAUCAUUGUAGCAAAGAUACAUGGAGGUCUCUCUCUCUCUCUCUCAUGCACGCAUUGAACAUCUUUUUUACUUGUCUUUUAAUAUUUUGUAGGACCAAAUUCUUCAAAUUAAAGGCUUUUUCCUGGUUUUACCUCAAAUUGAAAUUCCAGAGUGGUUCAAGAAUAAGGAGUGCGGGCCAUCUGUGCGAAUCCCAUUACCUCCUAAUCUGCUCAAUAAUAGAAGUUGGAAAGGGAUCGCUCUUUGUGUAAUUUUUGUAGUCCCUCCAAAUUUGAUAGAUGUUUCUCCUGGUCAGGAUUCAAAAUACUUUCAUGAAUUUAGUUGUCAUUUUGACAUGGAUGGCAGUCUUUUAAAUUGUCCCCUGGUCCUUAAGGUUCCUAAGGAAACAUUUGUUGGUUCAUUUGGACUUUGGCUUUACAUAUCACAUGCGAGGUUUACAGAACAUUUUGACGAAGGGAGUUGCAUUAGCUCUUUGAUUAGACCAAAAGGCUGGAUAUUCAGAUCAAAAUGUGUGGUGCACGAAUUCUAUACGAGCAAGAUAUGUUAGAAUUUGUACAAAACUCAAGGCAAGAAAAUUUCAGGAGCUGUGAUGACCUCAGUCGAGGUCAUGAAAAAUUCAUAGAAGAUCAUAUGAGCAGUUCCCAAAGCUAUGAUCUUAAGCUAAAACAAAAGCUCAAUUCACUGCUUUCAACAUUGUAUCAGGUAGAUUGGGCAAAAAACCAUUUGUAUGAUUAUAUCUUUCAUCAGAUUGCACGUCCACCAUGCUGGUUCACUCGUACAAACCUUGGGCCCUCCAUAGAAAUGCCGUUACCUGCAGAUGUACAUGAUAAUUCAACAUGGUUGGGAUUCACUAUAUUGCUUCGUAUUGUAUUCAAAUGCAAGCUGGUUUCAGUUACAAGCUGCAUUCAACAAUUUUUCUUCGCUAUUCUAGUCUUUCAGCUAGUGAUGAAGUUUCUUUUGCAUCUUACACAACCUUUCCCCUCUCUACAGACGUUUUUGAUGAGUCACCACAAGAUUCAGGACGACUUGUGGUAUUUUACAUACCACGCUGGGGUUUUCAGUUGAAGCAGUGUGAUCACAUUGGAGCUUCAUUUGAAAGCAGUGACCCAACUGUACAAUUUGAAAUGUGUGGAAUUUGUCUUGUAUAUGAGCAAAAUGUCCCAGAGUUUGUGCAAUUCCUUGUUGAGUGCAUGUUAGGGAGUCUAGAUGCCAAUCAUCAAUCUUUUUCCGUAAGUCUUUCAUAUCAACUUGGAAUGAUGCAAUACUGCAACCAUGAAAAAGAAAAUUGUUGCCCUUUCUUACCCGAAAGGAGGCUUGACCCCGACACCAUGCGAAUGCUUCUACCAAAUAAUGAAACCAUACAAGAGGAGUGUACUUCACGGGAGACAUCUUCAAAUCAAGUAAUUGCUGCAGGCAUUUCGAAAAAUUCAAGUCGAGGCUCUAUUAAUUUAGGCAUACCAUUUGGGAAUGGGCAAGAUGGAAGUAAGAUGUCAGGCCACCUUGAAUGUUGGUUUAAACCAUAUUUGCAGAUAUAUCUCUCUUUCUCAUUUGGUGGAAUGCCUAGAAAUAGCCCUGCUGCUGAUAGGUGGCUGCGUAAUGCCAAUAUUCAACAGAAGGGUUUAAUUCCUUCUCCUCAUACUCCAUUACUGAUGAUGCACAAAGCUGAGAAGAAGCAUGAAGUGGGUAAAGUGACGGAUGAGGAACAGGCAAAGCAAAGGCAGUUGAAAGUUAUUUUGAACAAGCUAACUCCUCAGAACUUUGAUAAACUUUUUGAACAAGUGAAAGCAGUAAACAUUGACAAUCUUGACACUCUAACUGGUGUCAUCUCACAGAUCUUUGACAAAGCUUUAAUGGAGCCUACUUUCUGUGAAAUGUGUGCCAAUUUCCCUAGUCAACUUUCUUUGGAAUUGCCUGAUUUCAGCAAAGACAAUGAAAAGAUAACUUUUAAGAGGGUGUUUUUGAGCAAGUGCCAGGAGGAAUUUGAGAGAUGGGAAAGAGAGCUAGAAGAAGCUAAUAAAGCUGAUGAAGAGGGUGAGAUCAAACAGUCUGAUGAAGCUAAUGAUUCGGUUUGA